Molecule: messenger RNA, 171 nt
Organism: Funneliformis caledonium
Lineage: Eukaryota; Fungi; Glomeromycota; Glomeromycetes; Glomerales; Glomeraceae
Source: the annotation of a GenBank genome assembly
UUGCCAAAUGAGAAGCAGAUAAGUGCGUUAUCACAUUAUAUUCGCCAAGGCAGCAAAGUUAUACGAGGAAAUGGAAGAUGGCCGUUGGUGACGUUUUUAGUUAAUACUAUUAAUGGAUCUCAUAAUAUCCCAGUUCAAAUUGACAGUAAAGAAAUUUCAAAUAUCUUAUAA